GAUGGUGACCUGCAUGAACCACGUGGGAAAGGUUGCUGAGAUAUCCAAGCACCGCCAAGGAAGCGGUUUGGUGAAUUAUUGACGUUAGGCAAGAUUCCUCUUGCCUUUAAGCCGAGAAAAGGAUGAGCUUCUUGCAAGAUGCCGUUAUCAUGUUCUCAUCCCAGGUAAUUUUUUUUGCUGGUGGCUGGGUAUUCUUUAUGAAGCAAUUAUUCAAGAACUAUGAGGUCCAUCACAUCAUGGUGCAGUUAAUUUUCUCCAUAACAUUUGCUUUAUCAUGCACCAUGUUUGAGCUCAUCAUCUUCGAGAUCCUUGGCACAAUGGAAUCAAGUUCCCGAUACUUCCACUGGCGCCUUGGGCUAUAUUCAAUGUUGUUCAUGGUCAUCAUUGUUCUUCCCUUCUAUAUUGCUUAUUUCGUCUUGAGCAGUCUCAGAUUUGUGCAGAGAAAGCAGAUUGGACCACUGACACUUGUCUCCUGGGUGGCUUUCCUAUACUUCUUCUGGAAAAUUGGGGAUCCUUUCCCCAUUUCCAGUCCUAAGCAUGGGGUGCUAUCCAUAGAACAGUUCAUCAGUCGCAUAGGAGUCAUAGGUGUCACGGUCAUGGCCUUCUUGUCUGGCUUUGGUGCUGUCAAUUAUCCUUACACUUCAAUGACCUACUUCAUGAGGCCAGUGACAAUCAAUGACAUCAUUGCCAUUGAGAAGAAACUGCUACACACAUAUGAUAUGAUUUUGAUUAAAAAGAAGAGAAUUGCCAUGGCCCAACGAGAUCAGCUUCUGCGUUCAAAAUCAGGAUCAAGUGGAUCUGGUAUUUGGGGAAUGCUGCGGAGUGUUGCCACAAACCCACUAGUUUCCUCAGGUGAGAACAUAUCUCAACUUAAGGAAGAAGUGGCUGCUCUUGAAGACUUCAGUCGUCAGCUGCUCCUUGAGGCUGUGGACAUGCACAGCAUGAGGGAACGCAUUGAGUGGGCCAAGACCUUUCGUGGAAAGUAUUUCAAUGUCAUGGGAUAUUUCUUCUCUCUCUACUGUCUAUGGAAGAUAUUUAUUUGCACAAUCAAUAUCUUAUUUGGGAGGGUGGCACGAGUUGACCCUGUAACUCGAGGCAUUGAGAUAGCUGUCCAUUACAUGGGUUUUCAAAUUGAUGUGAAGUUCUGGAGCCAGCAGAUCUCAUUCUUCCUUGUUGGCUGCAUUGUUGUAACUUCUAUUCGGGGCCUCCUCAUCACUCUUACAAAGUUUUUUUAUGCCAUCUCCAGCAGCAAGUCUUCAAAUGUGAUUGUGCUAGCCCUGGCACAGAUCAUGGGCAUGUACUUUGUGUCAUCAGUGGUAUUGAUGCGUAUGAACAUGCCAGCUGAAUACCGAACUAUCAUCACACAGGUCUUGGGGGAACUACAAUUCAACUUCUAUCAUCGAUGGUUUGAUGUAAUCUUUCUCAUAAGUGCCCUUUCCAGCAUUGGAUUUCUUUAUCUAGCCCAUAAACAAGUCCCUGGAGACAGGGAGAUAUCAUGACCAGAUGGGAAUGAAUCAAUCAGUUUCCAUGUCUGUGAUGUCCUGUGA
This is a messenger RNA of Darwinula stevensoni, 1547 nucleotides long. The record is from the annotation of a GenBank genome assembly. Lineage: Eukaryota; Metazoa; Arthropoda; Ostracoda; Podocopida; Darwinulidae.